Messenger RNA from Diachasma alloeum, 1858 nucleotides. RefSeq names its product cytochrome P450 6k1. The record is from RefSeq and is a predicted model, not a curated record. The transcript has 5 exons. Gene Ontology annotation, molecular function: heme binding; monooxygenase activity; oxidoreductase activity, acting on paired donors, with incorporation or reduction of molecular oxygen. Lineage: Eukaryota; Metazoa; Arthropoda; Insecta; Hymenoptera; Braconidae. Bases 173 to 1708 code for a protein of 511 amino acids.
GGUAUCCGAGGCUACUGCAAGUUACUCAGUGUUUGAUAUUGUGUGGAAGAAGACUCCUGGAGGACAUCUCUUUCAUAAAUUCCCGAUUGUUCAGUUAAAAAUUCCCAACAAGAAUGAUUAACGUUCAGUAACGUUGUGGUGCAUAAAAAAUUGAGUUUGUUUUCAACUAAAAAUGGCAUUGCUCACGAAAUUCUGGGGAUUGGACGCACUCGCGGGAUGUUUCGCGCUGAUAAUAGUGCUCUACCUCUACAUGACGAGAAAUUUCAAUUAUUGGACGAAACGGGGAGUCAAGCAGAUCCCGCCAGUUCCGUUUUUCGGGAGUUUCAAGGAGAUUAUUCUGCAGCAGCAAUUCCCCGGUCAUUUCUUCAGGGAUUGGUAUGAGAAAUACUCACCCCUGCCUUACAUCGGCUUCUACGUUCUUGAUAAACCGUUUCUCCUGAUUCGCGAUCCAGAGCUUGUUAAGAAUGUUCUUGUGAAGGAUGCCAACUACUUCCAGGACAAACAUCUCACAGCUAAUUCUAAUGACACACUUAGUGCUGCUAAUCUUUUUCUCAUUAAAAAUCCAGCCUGGAAGUAUGUGAGAUCGAAAUUGACGUCGGUGUAUACCGCUGGAAGGUUGAAGAAAAUGUUUGAGUUGAUGAUGGAUGUUUGCAAGGAUUUGGAAACGUUCUUGGAAUCCCAGAAAUUAGAAGGUGCCGGCCGCGUUUUAGAGAUGAAGGAUGUAUCCGCAAAAUUCACGACCGACCUCAUUGCAACAACUGCUUACGGCAUCAAAGCGAAUUCCCUCAAUGAUCCCGAAGCAGAAUUUCGAAAACACGGCAAGAAGAUCUUCGAGUUCACGACUUACCGUGGUUACGAGUUUUUAGCAAUGUUCUUUGCACCUCAGUUUGUUAAACCUCUGAAUAUUCAAUUCUUCCAUAAAGAAAGUACAAAAUUCUUGAGAGAAGCACUCUGGAAUACUUUGGUAGAGCGACAGAAUUCGGGAAUCAAACGCCCCGAUCUCAUCGACCUUCUCAUUGAAUUGCGAAAGAACCAACCGGAGGAGGAGAAAAAAAUUUUCGAAUUCGAUGGCGACAAUCUGGUGGCGCAAGCUGCAGUUUUCUUCACUGGUGGAUUUGAAACUUCCUCCACUGUCAUGAGUUUUUGUCUGUACGAACUCGCGACACAUCCAGAAGUUCAAGACAAAUUGAGGCAAGAAAUAAAAGCGGCUCUGGAUGAGAACGAUGGCAAACUAACGUAUGAAAUGACGACAUCAGGCUUGCCGUACCUGGACGCUGUACUAGCCGAAGUUCUGCGUUUCUACCCACCUCUGCCCUACUUGGAUAGAGAGGCAUCUUACGAUUAUAAAAUCCCAGGUACUGAUUUGGUUCUCAAGAAAGGAACUCCAGUACUGAUUCCAAUGUUGGGUUUACAUUUCGAUGAGGAUUACUUCCCAGACCCCUUUCGCUUCAAUCCCGACAAUUUCUCUGAGGAGAACAAAAAAGCUCGCAAGGGGGGCGUCUACAUGCCUUUUGGAGAUGGGCCACAUGCUUGUAUAGGUCUUCGACUUGGAUUGAUCCAAGCAAAACUCGGAAUAAUUACCCUGCUCUCAAAGUACGAAAUUUCACCGUGCAAGGAGACCCUCAUUCCCAUGAGAUUGAACCCAAAAGCUGUGAUAUCUACUCCAGACGGCGGUAUAUACCUCACAGUGCGGAAAUUAGUUGACUAGCUUAUUCUGGAAAGUAAUCGAAAUGAUGGAAAAUUUCUCACAGUAAUAUCAUGAAUAUUCGGUGUAAUUUGCAAUAAUAUCAUCUGUUAUUUUAAGCUGAUUAUGUAUAUCAAGAAGGAAAUUAUCAAUUAAAAUGAAGAUAAACUUGUG